CAGGCGGCGCAGGCGCAGGCCCAUGCGGCCACGCCCUCGUCCCCCAGCGCCGAGGCGCCGGCGCUUCCGCGGCGCCCGCCCCCCGAGGGCAGCAGCUGCGAGGUGCCAGACAGGGUGCACGCGGCCCAGCUUUUGGACCAGGACCUGCACGCCGAGUUCAUCUGCCGCAUUUGCACUGACCUUUGCCAGCCGGGCGACUUCGGGCUCCUGCCCUGCUCGCACAUUUUUUGCCGGUCGUGCCUCCGGUCCUACCUGGACUGGUGGAAGCGCAAGCCCCAGGUCGACUGCCCGGCGUGCCGGUCACCCUUCAGCCACGCUGAGGUCGGCCUGGACGAGACGCCCCCCGAGCCAUUGGUGCAGUGGCUCGCGAACGUCGCGGUGCGCUGCGUCUUCGCCCCGGCCGAUGAGCUCACGGACGACGACCCGCUGCCGGAGGGGCACGCGGCGCGCGUCUUGGAGAUGUGCUGCUCCUGGAGAGGUACCGUCUCCAACUACGCCGCCCACACACGCGACACCUGCAAGGUCGCGGCGCAGCUCAGGGAGUUCGAAAGGCUGCGCGAGGGA
Messenger RNA from Prorocentrum cordatum, 564 nucleotides. The record is from the annotation of a GenBank genome assembly. NCBI's taxonomy places the organism in Eukaryota, Dinophyceae, Prorocentrales, Prorocentraceae.